AAUUCUCUAUUUUAAAUGUCUAAAAGUAAAAGUUUUAAAAAUAUUACAGUACCUAAAUAAUUUAACUAAAUUAUAAGUUUUGUAUAAAACUUACUGUUGUGGUUUAUAUAAAUAAAAAAUGAAGUGAAUAUUAAUUUUUAACUGUGACGUGUGAUAACAUAGUUAUAUAUAAUUUUUUUGUCUAUCCAAACCAGGCAAAAAUGUCUGAAAAGAAAGCAAAAAACAAUGCAGAUUGGAAAAAACGAGUUAAAGCUGAGUAUUUUAGGUUACUACAAGCUAAAAAAACAAAAAAAGAUGAUGAUAAUGUAUUGGCUUGUAUCAACAAUAUGAAAAUUUUAAAUGAAAAAAAAUCUGAAGAGCUUAAACGAUUGCAAUCUAAAAAAGCUAUUUGGGAGUGUCGACCUUAUACUGAAACUGUAUCAAGAUCUAAACGUUCUGAAAUAGUUAAAAUUGAUGGAGUUGGUGAAGAUAAUAUGAGUGUACCAAUAAAAAUUGUCAAUGCUGUUGCACCCAUUCCAACAAUGUAUAUAUGGGCCCCCAUUCAAUCAAAUUUUAUGGUAGAAGAUGAAACUGUAUUACAUAAUAUUCCCUAUAUGGGUGAUGAAGUUCUAGACCAAGAUGGUUCUUUUAUUGAAGAACUUUUAAAAAAUUAUGACAAUAAAGUUCAUGAUGAUGAUGCAUCAAAUUUUUUAGAUGAUCAAGUAUUUGUUGAUUUAGUUCAUGCACUAUUACCAUUUCAGCAAGAAGACAAAGAAAAUAAAGAUCAAGUUUGUCAAUCACCAAAGUCUACCAAAAGUUGUAAAGAAGAACGACCAUUUCCAAGUAUGGCAAUUUUUGAAGCCAUGUCAGCGGCAUUUCCAGAUAAAGGUUCUCCUGAAGAUUUUAAAGAAAAAUACAUAGAAUUAACAUCAUGUACUGAUCCAAAUGCUCAACCAUCUCAGUGUACUCCUAAUAUAGAUGGACCAACUGCUGAAUCAGUGCCAAAAGAACAAACAAUACAUUCAUUUUUCAAUUUAUUUUGUCGGCGUUGUUAUAAAUAUGAUUGUUUUCUACAUAAACUGAAAGAGCAUGAUUCUGGAACAAAUUUACCUAUAGGCUUAAAAGGACCAUUGUUAAAACCUUUUACAAAUCAUUGCAGCCCUGAAUGUUACAUGUUACUUGAUGGAAUGAAAGAAAAAUUAGCAGCAAUUGCUGAAAUCAAAGCAUUAGCUGCAAUAGCUGAAAAUAAAGCAGAAAAACAAAAACAAGCAGAUAGAGAUGAUGAAAGUAUUAGAGAUGUUCAACAGUCAGGGUCUAUUUGUAAUACUUCCGAGUUAUCAAAUCAAAAUGAUACAUGUGAUAAACCUGCAAAUUCAAUUAAGCUAUCAAAAAAAGAUAGCUCUGAUUGGGGUAAUGAUGCUAGUUCUGAAGAUAGUAGAGACAGUAGCAAAGAUAUGGAAGAUCCAUUUUCUACUAAAACAUCAUUUUCCUUGUUACCACGAAUGAGGACAGAAGAUAAGCAAGUUUGGACAGGAUCAGACCAAUCUAUUUUUCGUGCUCUUCGAAGGACAUUUCUCAAUAAUUAUUGUGCCAUUGCUCAAAUGAUGUUAACAAAAACAUGUCAGCAAGUAUAUGAAUUUGCUCAAAAUGAAAAUGAUGAUGUAACUGUGGAAGAAGCAAUUAGUGAAUUAACACCGCCAAGAAAAAAGAAAAAGAAGUUGAGGUUAUGGCAAACUCAUUGUCGUAAAGUUCAGUUGAAGAGAGAUUCUGCUUCAAAUCACCUAUACAAUUAUACACCAUGUUCUCAUCCACCUAAUCAAGGUUGUGACUCUUCUUGUCCUUGUGUCAUGGCCCAAAACUUUUGUGAAAAAUUUUGUAAAUGUAGUUCAGACUGUCAAAAUAGAUUUCCUGGAUGUCGAUGUCGAGCUCAAUGUAACACCAAACAAUGUCCUUGCUAUUUGGCUGUUCGUGAAUGUGAUCCUGAUCUAUGUUUGACUUGUGGUGCAGAUCAGUUUAACAUAGAAAAUAUUACAUGCAAAAAUGUUAGCGUUCAAAGGGGUUUACGUAAACAUCUAUUGAUGGCACCUUCGGAUGUUGCUGGUUGGGGUAUUUUCUUGAAAGAUUCUGCACAAAAAAAUGAAUUUAUAUCAGAAUAUUGUGGAGAAAUAAUUACUCAAGAUGAAGCAGAUAGACGUGGAAAAGUGUAUGAUAAAUACAUGUGUAGUUUCUUAUUCAAUUUAAACCAUGAUUAUGUAGUGGAUGCUACUAGAAAAGGUAACAAAAUUCGUUUUGCAAAUCAUUCAAUUAAUCCUAAUUGUUAUGCUAAAGUAAUGAUGGUUAAUGGUGAUCAUAGAAUUGGCAUUUUUGCAAAACGUCCUAUUCAACCUGGUGAAGAACUUUUCUUUGACUAUAGAUACGGGCCAACUGAACAACUUAAAUUUGUUGGAAUUGAAAGAGAAAUGGAGUUUUUACCAUAAAAUCUUGAUUUAAUAUUUAAAAUCGUUGAUUUUUUAUAUUGGAGCUGUAAUUAUUUGUUAUAUUAAAUGAGUAUUACAUUUUGUUGUUGGUGUAAUCUUCCCUCAAAAAUUAUCAAUCAAAUUAUACUUAUUUGACAUUUUCAAACAUCUUUUAUAUAAAAUUGUUUUAAAUUUGAUGUUAGUUGUAUUACUUUUUUUAAUAUUAUUUUAGUCUUCUUAUUUAUAAUAAUUAAUAUGAACUAUAACAAUAGUUUAUUUAAUUAAUUCCAUAAAAUAUAUUAAAUUAUUUUUUAUUUUGUACUUUGGUUCAUGUAGCUUUAUUUUAUAUUAUUUAAGUAAAAUUAAUAGUUAUUUAAAUUUUUUAUCCAUGUUUUUAUUAUUGAUCGUGAAUAAUGCCUGUUAUUAUAUAUUAUCCCCGUUUACACUUUAUGAUUCACAACUU
Molecule: messenger RNA, 2898 nt
Organism: Daktulosphaira vitifoliae (grape phylloxera)
Lineage: Eukaryota; Metazoa; Arthropoda; Insecta; Hemiptera; Phylloxeridae
Gene: E(z)
Product: histone-lysine N-methyltransferase E(z)
Exons: 12
Coding region: 201-2456 (751 amino acids)
Biological process (GO): chromatin remodeling
Molecular function (GO): protein binding; histone methyltransferase activity
Source: RefSeq, a predicted model, not a curated record